UUUCCUCAGGCAACCAAGCGAUGAGAAGGCAGUAAGAUGUGCAACACGCCGCGGGCAAGGCACCGCAUGUAACGAGGGACAAGGGCGAAGCACCGAGGGCCAGCACCCCUUCCCCGUGGGGGGCCGGGCCACCCCCAGCCCCGGGCUCCCCAGCCCCGGGCUCCCCCUCUCCGACCACCGCCGCCCCCCGGCGGCCGGGGCCCUGCCCCUUCUCUCCGCCGCCGGAGCAUGCGCGGGGCCGGGCCAGCUUCGCCACCGCCCCCGCUCCCCUCAUAGCGGCGCCGCCGGGAGCUGCCGGAGCCGCUGGUGCCGCCGCUCGUCCCUCCGCUGAGGGCCGCGACCGAGGGCAGCCGCCCGGGCCGGAGUGAGACUGCAUCAAAAUGUCUCUCUAUCCUUCCCUGGAAGAUCUGAAGGUGGACAAAGUUAUUCAGGCUCAGACUGCCUUUUCUUCAAAUCCAGCUAAUCCAGCAAUCUUGUCUGAAGCUUCUGCUCCUAUUCCCCAAGAUGGAGGUUUAUACCCCAGAUUAUAUCCAGAACUUUCUCAGUACAUGGGCCUGAGCCUCAAUGAAGAAGAGGUGCAGAGAAACUUACCAGUGGCAGCAGCUGCUCAGCCACAAGGGCAACUGGUAACACGACCUUCUACUAAUUACAUGGUAGCUCCAGUGACUGGAAAUGAUAUUGGAAUUCGCAGAGCAGAAAUUAAGCAAGGCAUCCGUGAAGCAAUUUUGUGUAAAGAUCAGGAUGGAAAAAUAGGACUUCGCCUUAAGUCUGUUGACAACGGUAUAUUUGUCCAGUUAGUCCAAGCAAACUCUCCAGCAUCUCUAGCUGGUCUGCGGUUUGGGGACCAAGUUCUGCAGAUCAACGGUGAAAACUGUGCAGGAUGGAGUUCUGAUAAAGCACACAAAGUUCUGAAGCAGGCUUCUGGAGAGAGGAUUUCAAUGAUCAUUCGGGACAGGCCUUUUGAACGAAUUAUUACAAUGCACAAAGACAGCACAGGGCAUGUUGGCUUCAUAUUCAAGAAUGGAAAAAUAACCUCAAUAGUGAAAGACAGUUCUGCUGCGAGAAAUGGACUUCUUACAGAGCAUAACAUCUGUGAAAUCAAUGGCCAGAAUGUCAUUGGACUGAAGGACCCCCAGAUAGCAGACAUCUUGGCAACAGCUGGAAACACAGUGACAAUUACCAUCAUGCCUUCCAGUAUUUAUGAGUAUAUAAUAAAGAGGAUGGCAACUAGCAUUAUGAAAAGCCUGAUGGAUCACUCUAUUCCUGAAGUCUAAACAUGCAUCAUGUACAUGUCUGUACGUACAUAUGAUGAAAAUUCCACUAAACUUGGGCUAUUAUACUCAGUGAUUUCUUUCUUCUGCACAUGAGCCUUUCUGGAGGCCAAGAGAAGAUAUGCUGCAUCAAGCAUUUGCAUCUAUAAUGGCUGGGAAUGUUACAGUUCAACAUAUCUUGUUUAUUCACAAACUGUAGAACUUGUAGCCUUAUAUGCUUGACGAAUGUGAAAUUCCAACUGUGUUAUGACUUUUUGUAGAUCUCUUCCUUAGUUUACUACUCCUAUAAGCCAUUGCAACUAAAGGAACCAGAUAUCACUUGCAAAAUUAUGUGUUGUUACCUAGGGCAAUGCUGUGCUUUGUAUGUUUAAGAGAAACAAGUAUUUUUACUGCUUUCUGUUUGCAAGCGUAGAUAUGAAAUAGCCUAUUUAGAAGUAUGGUUAGUACUAGUUUAUUUCUUGUUCUAGUAAAUUCUGUUUACGCAAGUAUGCCAGCUAAGCUGAAUAUAGCUGAAGGCAUCAUUCAGUAAGUAUAUUAAAUAAGGUAGUGUACAGAUAACCAAAUCUUUUUAUUACUUGUUAUACAAAUUGUAACUGAUACGCUUAUCUCUCGCCUUAACCAAGAUUCAGAAGUAACCAAAUAAAUGACUGAAACUUUA
Molecule: messenger RNA, 1929 nt
Organism: Cygnus atratus (black swan)
Lineage: Eukaryota; Metazoa; Chordata; Aves; Anseriformes; Anatidae
Gene: SDCBP
Product: syndecan binding protein
Exons: 9
Coding region: 381-1274 (297 amino acids)
Biological process (GO): positive regulation of transforming growth factor beta receptor signaling pathway
Cellular component (GO): plasma membrane; cytoplasm
Molecular function (GO): syndecan binding
Source: RefSeq, a predicted model, not a curated record